This is a messenger RNA of Mesorhabditis spiculigera, 255 nucleotides long. NCBI's taxonomy places the organism in Eukaryota, Metazoa, Nematoda, Chromadorea, Rhabditida, Rhabditidae. The record is from the annotation of a GenBank genome assembly.
AUGAGGCCGAAACGAGUUGUCAACAUCCCGUUAAAAAUUCACGACGAGAUAGUAGAAGUAGCAGCACGGAGAGCCUUGCAAGAAGACCUCCACGAGCCGUCCACCUAUCGCCUCCCAGGAAAGCGAAACGGCCUUAAUUAUGACUCGCGGUUUCAGGACGACGACCAGCACUUUGGGUGGUGGCUGGCGACGCUGGCCGUCUGCCUGGCUCUACCCCUCACCGUUUGGGGAUUGGACGGGUCGCGGAAGGCCGGC